CUAGCCGCGCGGCAGGGGGAAGCGCGGCGCUCGGACCGGAAGCCGCUGUUCCGCGGGACGGCCGCCCCUCCGCGCGGCCGUGAGUGGGCGGGUCCAGAUCCGGCGAGCAACCGCCGUGGCUUCCGGUUCCGAUGACAGACGCGCCGGAAGCCAAGGUCCCAGCUGCGGGGAUCAGGCAGAGGUCACCAUGGAGCAGUGUGCAAGUGUGGAGAGGGAGGUGGACAAGGUCCUGCAGAAGUUCCUGACCUAUGGGCAGCACUGCGAGCAGAGCCUGGAGGAGCUCCUACACUAUGUGGGCCAGCUGCGGGCUGAGCUGGCCAGCGCAGCCCUCCAGGGGACCCCUCUGUCAGCCACCCUCUCCCUGGUGAUGUCCCAGUGCUGCCGGAAGAUCAAAGACACUGUGCAGAAGCUGGCUUCGGACCACAAGGACAUUCACAGCAGCGUCUCCCGAGUGGGCAAAGCCAUCGACAGAAACUUUGACUCAGAGAUUUGCGGUGUGGUCUCUGACGCGGUGUGGGACUCGAGGGAGAAGCAGCAGCAGAUCCUGCAGACGGCCAUCGUGGAGCACCUGUACCAGCAAGGCAUGCUCAGCGUCGCCGAGGAGCUGUGCCAGGAAUCAACACUGAAUGUGGACUUGGACUUUAAGCAGCCUUUCCUUGAGUUGAAUCGAAUCCUGGAAGCUCUGCAUGAACAAGACCUAGGGCCGGCAUUGGAAUGGGCCGUCUCCCACAGGCAGCGCCUGCUCGAGCUCAACAGCUCCCUGGAGUUCAAGCUGCACCGCCUACACUUCAUCCGCCUCCUGGCAGGCGGCCCCGAGAAGCAGCUCGAGGCCCUCAGCUAUGCCCGGCACUUUCAGCCAUUUGCUCGGCUACACCAGCGAGAGAUCCAGGUGAUGAUGGGCAGCCUGGUGUACCUGCGGCUGGGUUUGGAGAAGUCGCCCUACUGCCACCUCCUGGACAACAGCCAUUGGGCAGAGAUCUGCGAGACCUUUACCAGGGAUGCUUGUUCCCUGCUGGGGCUGUCGGUGGAGUCACCCCUCAGCGUCAGCUUUGCCUCUGGCUGUGUGGCGCUGCCUGUGCUGAUGAACAUCAAGGCUGUGAUUGAGCAGAGGCAGUGCACGGGGGUCUGGAGUCACAAGGACGAGCUACCGAUUGAGAUCGAACUCGGCAUGAAGUGCUGGUACCACUCAGUGUUCGCCUGCCCCAUCCUCCGGCAGCAGACCUCCGAUUCCAACCCUCCCAUUAAGCUCAUCUGUGGCCACGUGAUCUCCCGGGACGCCCUCAACAAGCUCAUUAAUGGAGGAAAGCUGAAGUGUCCCUACUGCCCCAUGGAGCAGAACCCAGCAGAUGGCAAACGCAUCAUAUUCUGAUACCUGCCUUGAAGGAACUUUGUCAGAGGGGUUUUCCACCCACGAGCCUUGCUCUGUCUCCGUGGGGGUGGUUGGCUUCAGUAGACUGUGGUUCAUUUCAGAGCAAAUGCUGAGCACCACCAUGAACAGAGGCCAAGAAGGGAGAGGAGCCCAUCUGUGCCGGGCAGCUGGCUCCUUGGCUGCAAGGGUAGGGACACAGGCCUCUGUCCUCCUGCGGCUGCCCUGUUUCUGUAUGCCAGUGACUUUGUAGCAGCCAACAGAGAAGCAAAGCACUUGGCCAGCUACGCAGACAUUUUUUCAACCCUGCCCCAGUCAGGUCGCUUCCAGUCCUGCCAGCACCUGGCGCCGGAGCCGUGGUUCUUCCUCACGACUGUAUGUAUCCAUUCCCACUGUAAAUAGUCCGGGUUCAAACCCAGUGCCCUGGUUUUAUAAGUGAGCAAAUAUAUUCACAGGCCUUCUCCUUA
Messenger RNA from Enhydra lutris kenyoni (northern sea otter), 1833 nucleotides. Its product is annotated as required for meiotic nuclear division 5 homolog B. Gene Ontology annotation, molecular function: protein binding; ubiquitin protein ligase activity. The record is from RefSeq and is a predicted model, not a curated record. The transcript has 10 exons. The coding region runs from base 188 to 1369 and encodes 393 amino acids. Gene Ontology annotation, biological process: proteasome-mediated ubiquitin-dependent protein catabolic process. Gene Ontology annotation, cellular component: cytoplasm; GID complex; nucleus. Lineage: Eukaryota; Metazoa; Chordata; Mammalia; Carnivora; Mustelidae.